Lactuca saligna is the source of this 510-nucleotide messenger RNA. NCBI's taxonomy places the organism in Eukaryota, Viridiplantae, Streptophyta, Magnoliopsida, Asterales, Asteraceae. The record is from the annotation of a GenBank genome assembly.
AUGGUUUCUUUUGUUGAUUUGCAAUUCAACCCAGAAGAGGAUAAUGUAGUUGACAACAUGAUCAUGUCAAGUAAACAAAUCAAAAUCCUCAUUAACAAAAUCACUUCUCUUCUUUUGGUUGAAAGCAUUGAACUGAAACUAGUUGAACAGUUGAAUGUUCAUUCCAAAAGCUUUGAGUUCAAAAUUCAAAAGCUUCGUGAUGUUACCAAGGAGCGUCAUGAUCUUUUUAUGGAACAAGUGAAGAAGAUCAAAGAUACUAUUGAUCUUAUGGUAGCUGAACUAAAGUCUGAGAUGGCUAAAGAGGUGGAAAAUAAGAAGAAGAAUUAUACAUUGUUGGAUAGCAAAGUUAAUUUUGUUGCAACUACAAUCAUAAAUUUGGUUGAAUUCAAUACUGACUAUUCAACCAAGCUUGAAGAAAAAUCGGAGAAGGAUUACAGAGUGAUUGUAAAGCUAGAAGUGUUCUUAACCAGUAUCAAGGAAUCCAUUUCAAAAUUUGAUCUUUUGAAUUAG